Moneuplotes crassus is the source of this 871-nucleotide messenger RNA. Lineage: Eukaryota; Ciliophora; Spirotrichea; Euplotida; Euplotidae. The record is from the annotation of a GenBank genome assembly.
AAACGAGUAGGCAACAAUGACCACUUUUUGGCUUAAAAAUUACAAAAAAUUCCUUUUAGUUUGGAUAUCACUUCUUAGUUUGAUUUCAUUUAUAAUAUGUGAAGAAAGACUCCCGAAGUGCUCUUUUACUCAAUCAUGCAUCAGAGAACCUUCUCAGAAGGGGACUCCUUGACCUGAUCCUUCAAAUUCUGAAACUCCAGUUGCGCAAGUUGGCUUUCCAAAGAUGCCUACAACUUCAAGGAAAUAUUUAGCAGAAGCCUGUCCCUAUCUGCUUGAUCAGGAGCUAUGCUGAAAUGACGACCAGAUUUUAGUAAUGUAUAAUAACUUCAAAACUAUUGACUCUUUGUUUGGAAAUUGAUUAAUCUGUUCUAUAAACCUUAAGAGAUUCUGGUGCGAGUAUACUUGCAGUCCUUACCAGUUCUAUUUCUUAGAUUCUCAUUCUCAAGUUAGAGUAGAUGAUGUUGACUAUCCUGUGCUGAACCAAACAAUGAGGAUGGGCAAUGACGUAGCUUGAGGAAUUUUUGAGUCCUGCAAAAAGAAUCCAUUCGUCGCAUCCCUAGCUAGUGGGCAAUCAGCUCCAGGGUUCCUAGAGUUUAUGGGAAGCAAUGCUGUCCAAACUGGGAAGAUCAUAAUAUUCUUUGUAAAAAGAAAAUGGCUUAUUGAUGACGAUGAAGAGGAAGAAAAUGAAAACUUCUCCGAGGGUGAUGAUAUGUUGGGAAAAUAUCAAGAAAAUGGAACUUCAUCAUCUCAUGAGAGUGUACAAAGAUUGAUCAAUGACACUCAACCUCAUGAUGUAUCUGUUUUAGAAGGCCGUAUUAAUUCUUCUUCAAUUCCCACUGAAAGUAGGAACCAAGAUAGUAUGAGAGGUUAA